UAUAAAAUAUAUAUUUUAGAAAAUAUAUUAGUAUUACUGAUUUUUUUGUUUGUAAAAUAUAAACAAUUUACCGUUCGUUCUUUGUUUCGAACCGUUUAUUUUAGACGAUCUGCAGUUAUUCUGCAGCAUGUAUUUUUUUCAUACAAACAGCAGUUAAAUUUUAUCGUAGUAUCUUAUCUGUUUGUUCCGCACAUAUUACCAUUCAGAAUCUUAAUGUUAUUUGACAGAUCCUGUAGAGAAAUAGCAUGUUAACCAAAAAAAAAAAUAGCAAACACAAAAGGUGAUAAUGCAACUUUUGAAUAUGAAAGGCUAAUAUAACUACGAGCCUAUGACGGGAGAAACGGACUUUUUUUUUUUGAGCACCCUUUUUUUUUUUUUUUUAGUUAAGUUAAGAGUAACCAAAUUAGUUAGAUCAUGGACAAGUUAUAAGUUUUCACUUUUCAGCUUUUGUAACUAACUUUAUUUAAAGCAUACAGUACUCCUAUUAAAAAAACCUAACACAAAUAAACAGAUACCACUGUCCACUGCACUGAUAAAGUUGACGGGGUUUUAAAUUUGGAUCUUGAUUUUGUACUUAUAUAUAUUCGUCAAAAUCGGUUUAAUCAUAUGAUUAGUUGAUUAAAAUAACCUUAACAAACUGACAUCAUGUCAUCAAAAAAUCAAUGCUAUUAGAAGUAGUCAACUAUACAAAGGAAUUCAACAAACAAAAAAAUAUUGUAUUCAAAGGCAAAAAAUGAGAAAAUGUUCAAAAGGGAUCACGUGAAGAUCACGUGGAAAUAUUGGUCAAACAGAGAAAUUCAGUUAAAAAGAAAUUAAUGUGUACGUUCCACCGACUCGGCUACAGCUGCAUAUGACUCAGCGCCUCAUGUUGACUUAAACUUUUACUAUAAAUAUUCGAUGGCAAUAGUAGUUGUCUUCAUUCAAAGAUAUGAAGAAACUAAUAAAAGGAAAAAAUAUAUAGGUAAAGUAAACAGAAGAUUCUUUCCUUCUCGUAAAAGAAAGAAACAAGACCAAAAAAGCCACUCGUCGACUUUUAUUACAAAACCUUCGAUCUCCACCUUCACUUCUUCCUCUACUACUUGUUCGUGUAAGACCAAUAUGGAAGACUUCAGAUCCAGAUCGUACGGUGACGGUAGAACAUCAGACCGGAGAUCCGACGGUCCAGGUUCACUCGGUGGUAAUGGUAUGCAAGAUCUCAGGUCUUACAGCACUUCCUACACCGAUCACCCGACCCGGAUACCCGAAGAUAACCCGAAUCUGAAGAAAGGAAAAUCGUCAUCUUCUUCAUGGGGAUUUGUGGAUCCAGAUAUAAAGAGGAAGAAAAGAGUUGUGAGUUACAGAGCUUACACUGUUGAAGGUAAGCUUAAAGGCUCUUUCAGAAAAAGCUUCAAGUGGGUUAAAGAUAAAUGCAGCAAGUUGCUCAACUAAGCAAAUCUGCUUAAGACAAUCAAACUUUUUGUGGGUUUAAUAUGUUAAGCUCGACGGUUUCCAUUUAGUUUAUACUACCUUUAUAUCAUUUUUUGUCUGUGUGUGGGUGUGUUCGGAUCUCUUAAGUUGUGGUUGUGAUUGUGUAGCAAAAGAAAAUUAAAAAUAAUAUAGAUAUGCUAUUAUAGAUGAAUUCUGUAGAUUGAAAGUGAUAUGAGUGAGUGAUUAUUAAGUUUUUGACAUAUUCUAAAUUAAUUGAUUAGGAUAUGAAUGUUCUUUUGACUAAAAGGAUAUGAAUUUUUAUAUAGUUUUUUGU
Messenger RNA from Brassica rapa (field mustard), 1741 nucleotides. RefSeq lists its product as uncharacterized. NCBI's taxonomy places the organism in Eukaryota, Viridiplantae, Streptophyta, Magnoliopsida, Brassicales, Brassicaceae. The record is from RefSeq and is a predicted model, not a curated record.